This is a messenger RNA of Octopus bimaculoides (California two-spot octopus), 1255 nucleotides long. RefSeq names its product large ribosomal subunit protein mL46. Gene Ontology annotation, molecular function: structural constituent of ribosome. The record is from RefSeq and is a predicted model, not a curated record. Lineage: Eukaryota; Metazoa; Mollusca; Cephalopoda; Octopoda; Octopodidae. Gene Ontology annotation, cellular component: mitochondrial large ribosomal subunit.
UACCAUUUCAUAUGCCAAUUUCCUCUUGCAGGCAACAGCCAAAUUGAGGUGACGGUGUAAAACACUACUCCAUGUUGCCGUGCAAUGAUAUCGAACCUGGAAACACAUGGUUGCGAUGUAAAGAGUUUUAACAACAUAGUCACAUUGACGCUUAUUGUUGUGACAUUUAUGACUUUCCAAAGUCACAAUUCCUAUGGUCGACUCCUUUCUUAAUGACUAUACUCGGCCUUUUCAUAAAAGAUAGCAUAUAUUCACUGGACACCGGUUGAUCUGUUUCAUCGCUCACAGACACAUCCUAAUCCGCAUGUAUUGGUUUGUGUAUCUUCUUUAACACUGUUUACCCUUUUAUAUGUUGUGAUGUCGGCCAGAUAUCUUCUCAGAGCCAUUACCCACUCAGUUAAAGGAAACUUGAUAAAAUGUGGCCAUGUCUCCAGCCCUAUGCAACAACUUUAUUACAUACAGAGACGUUCUAUAGCAGACAGUGCUUCUAAACCUUGGAUGUUGUUCAGUGCAGUUUGUUUGGAACGCCUACCAUCACUAUCAACCACUUUAUCAGAAUUUGAACAGAAAUAUGGCAAAAUAUUAAAGGCAGAAGAGGUUGAAAAAAGUUGUUUAUCUGAUCAUGAACUAAGAUAUAAGGAAGAUGAAAAAAUUCUGGAGGCAAAGAAAGAAGGUGCGAAAGAAGAGGAAUCUGCUCGGAAAACCACGGCGGAAUUUGAAGACUUAUGGGAAGCAGAAUUCAACAGUUUCCAGUUUCCAUCCCAACUGACUGCAGACAAAAAAGGAGACACAAAAUCUCUACAACGAAAAUGUGAUGCUAAGUUAAUAUUGCUUGCAAAACAGAAGUUAGGUUCCAAAGAAUUUUGGAUAUUGCCUCAAGGUGUGCACCAACAAGGUGAAUCAAUGAGAGAAACGGCAGAGCGUGUCCUGAGAGAGUUGUGUGGAGAGGAGAUCAAUGGGAUUUUCUUAGGCAAUGCACCUUGUGGCUUUUAUAAAUACAAAUAUCCACCGAAUCAUGAAAACAUUGGCGCCAAGGUCUUUUUUUUCAGAGCUCACCACCAAACUGGAAACGUGUCAAGUAAAUCCAAAGAUUUGAUAGAUUUUUCUUGGUUAACCAAACAAGAAGUAGAAGACAAAACACCCUCAGAAUAUUUCAAAGCCAUUGAUCGAUUUAUAGUAGAUUUAUGAAAAAAAUAAUUUAUAUGAUAAGGCUUUGCUCUAGUUCAUGAAAUAAAACAUACUUUGAAUAGCUUCA